CACUCCAGUCCACGGUAUAUAAGUACAGCACAGCAGAAGCACAAUUGGAAAUCUUUCUGAGGUUUUUAUCUAAACUUGUUGAUCUGUUUAGAGGAGACCAAAAACAGAAAUAAAUGGUAGAUAGGAAAAACAAAAAAAGUACCUGACUGCACAAAGUCAUUUCUGUUGCUGUGGUUAGUUCCUUCCUCUGGUGCAGGUUCAACAUUUUUCUGCUUGGAUGACAACUGACCUCCACCUCUAAAGUACAAAUUUGAUAGGCUGUUUGCAGGUGCAAACCACUGAGAAACAGACCAACGCGUCCAUCUGAGAGGCAGGAUGUCUGAACAGCCUGCUCUCCCCCGUACGUCCUUCCUGUUGCUUUGCAUUCUGGGUAUGACCUUGGUGACAUCGGGCUUCCCUCAGCCACGACUAUCUCUCAGAAGCACUGACGAUUCAGAGGAACCCAAACAAGAUGACUGGGAUAUCCUCUUCCCCUCCAUCUCUCUCCGCGAUUGGAGCAUUCAGAUGAUGUCAGCGCCCGGCCUCAGAGCGGCAGCUGACAGUAAGGCAGGACUGAUGAGGGAGGCAUGGCUCUUUGCCCCAGAGAGGGCAGAGGCAAGCAUGGAGAGGGCGUGGCCUGCUGAAUGGUCAUCUCAUGGAGCCGGGAUGGUGAAAAGGAACAUGGUAGUUGCUGAUGAUGCUGCCUUCAGAGAGAAGAGUAAACUCCUCACCUCUAUGGAGAGACAGAAGUGGCUCAACUCCUACAUGCAGAAACUACUGGUGGUUAACUCUUCAUGACAAUUUAUUUUUUACAGCCCUUUAACCAAAAAAUCUGACCACUCUGAACCAUAUAUUAGCAAGACUGAUUUCUCAAGUGAUUCCUCAAUCAUCUUACCUGACAGAUAGGGUAGACAUUAUUAGUUCUUAAGUCUAGCCUCUAAAAUUUAAGUUCCAGCUUCUUAUGAUACUUUCACUAUUUUAUUCCGAUCCUUCCUUAAAAUUGUAAUUAUGGUAUUAAUUUCCAAGCAAAUGGUGAAAUGAACCUUUCAGAAAUGUGAAAAUAAUUUGGUGUUAUUCAAUUUGAUGACUAAAUAAAGAUGCAAAUAAUGUUUUCAA
Lates calcarifer (barramundi perch) is the source of this 1095-nucleotide messenger RNA. It is a transcript of the gene pth2, whose product is annotated as parathyroid hormone 2. The coding region runs from base 316 to 777 and encodes 153 amino acids. NCBI's taxonomy places the organism in Eukaryota, Metazoa, Chordata, Actinopteri, Centropomidae. The transcript has 4 exons. Gene Ontology annotation, biological process: neuropeptide signaling pathway. Gene Ontology annotation, cellular component: extracellular region. The record is from RefSeq and is a predicted model, not a curated record.